Molecule: messenger RNA, 1537 nt
Organism: Balaenoptera ricei (Rice's whale)
Lineage: Eukaryota; Metazoa; Chordata; Mammalia; Artiodactyla; Balaenopteridae
Gene: RPP38
Product: ribonuclease P/MRP subunit p38
Exons: 3
Coding region: 605-1453 (282 amino acids)
Biological process (GO): tRNA 5'-leader removal
Cellular component (GO): nucleolar ribonuclease P complex; fibrillar center; ribonuclease MRP complex
Molecular function (GO): ribonuclease P RNA binding; ribonuclease P activity
Source: RefSeq, a predicted model, not a curated record
AGUGGAGGCGGACCAGAAAAUGACUCCAGUCGCGUGUGUUAAGUAGUGAAGUAGGUAGGCACUCGAUAGAGAGGCGGCAGACCAUAGGAAGAGAGUAACUCGGGGGUCGGCUACCAGAUCCAGAAACCCGGAGUCCUCCCUGAGUCCUUCUUCUGCUUUACCCCGAGUUCAUCACUUAGUCGGGCGGAUUGCACCUCUUAACUGUUCCAAGUAGCAUUCCUUUUCGCCCAUCCCCUCUGCGGCGACUCUAGCUAAGGCCACCGUCAUUUCUUACCAGGACUACUCUGGAGCCUCUUUGCUGCUUCCAGUCGUGGCAAAGGACUCCUCCUGGCCCGAGUCCCCAAAGAUCUUUCUAUGACGCCUUUCCAGCCACGCCACUCCUCUGCUUUGAACGUUGCAACCGCUUCCCACUGUACGGUUUGCAAGUGUAUUCACCAUCUGGUCCUUCUUCGCCUUUCCCAGUAUCUCUCCGCUCUCUCUAGCAUCUCUGCCCCGGCGACACUGACAUCAUUUCCUUUAAUGCAGUUCCCUGGGAUGCUCUUCCGAAUAGAUUCUGAAGACAGGAGGAGCUAAUGCCCAGAGCAGCACGUAACUGGUCUUCAGAAUGGCCGCAGCCCCCCAGGCACCAGGGAGGGGCUCUGUGCGGAAGACGAGACCUUUACCUGUGAAGACGUCAUUGAACAACCCGUACACCAUCCGCUGGGGUGCCCUGGACGGGGAGGAUAUGCACUUCAUACUACAGACCCUGGAGGACAGGAUUAAAUCUCUCGGGCUUCAGAAGACUGAGGACAGGAAGAGAAAGAAAAAGCAGCCCGCUUUGAAAACACAAAGCGGAGACACGUGCAGCCUGGAUGUGGACACCGGUGAGGAUCUGAAGGAGGAAAAGCCGGAAGGUGGACCCCAGGCAUCCGGGUGGACCCCUGCCGACGUCAGAAGGCAGCUUGCCAUCGGCAUCAACGAGGUCACCAGAGCCUUGGAGAGGAACGAGCUGCUCUUGGUCCUGGCAUGCAAGUCGGCCAAGCCGGCCAUCGUCACCGCGCACCUGGUGCCGCUGAGCGCCAGCAGAGGUGUCCCUGCCUGCCAGGUGCCCCGGCUCAGCGAGAGGCUCGCACCCGCCAUGGGCUUGACGUGCGUCCUGGCCUUGGGGUUCAAAAGAAACACCGCUGCCUUUGCAGAGGAAGUGAGGGCCAUCAUCCCCAGAGUCCCCCGUCUGGACGUGCCGUGGCUCCGAGGCACACUUGAAGACCCCGGGGAGAACCCGGAGAUGGAAUCUUUGGAAAGCCAAGACAAAGAGAUUUUGGACACUUCCUUCGAAGACCUCUCUAAACCCAAGAGAAAGCUCGCUGAGGGUCAGCAGGCUGCAGUGUUACAACCCCUGAAAAUAAAGAAACUGAUUCCAAACCCCAAUAAGAUAAGGAAACCACCCAAAAGUAAAAAAACGGCUUCAAAGUAAUCUUGUAUAAACCUGUCACUUCAUACAGUUGUAAAACGACACCUUGUAGAGAAGCCUUGAAAUGAAUAAAAUGACUUUUACAUA